Myzus persicae (green peach aphid) is the source of this 2263-nucleotide messenger RNA. It is a transcript of the gene tws, whose product is annotated as protein phosphatase PP2A 55 kDa regulatory subunit. Gene Ontology annotation, biological process: peptidyl-serine dephosphorylation. The record is from RefSeq and is a predicted model, not a curated record. Gene Ontology annotation, cellular component: protein phosphatase type 2A complex; cytosol. Gene Ontology annotation, molecular function: protein phosphatase regulator activity; protein binding. NCBI's taxonomy places the organism in Eukaryota, Metazoa, Arthropoda, Insecta, Hemiptera, Aphididae. Bases 672 to 2189 code for a protein of 505 amino acids. The transcript is spliced from 12 exons.
AUACCAUCUCCGAGAGUCCCUCACUCACUCGUGUGCGAGUCUGAUGGUCGUACGAUCGCGCCCAACUUUUAAAUCCGAAACCCAGUCGUAACGUUAUCGUUUGCCGCCGUUUCAAAAAAAAAAAAAAAAACAUCGAUUCGUCGAUGAUAUUAUUAUUAUUAUUGUUUUUUUAAUUGUCUUAUUUUUUCGUCGUUUACAUUAAUUAUCGAUUCUUCCGCCUUCCCGAGUCUCGUCUCUCUCUCUCUCUUGCUCUCUCGUACCGAAAUUUUUUUUUUAUAUAAUUAAAAAACAUAAUCCGUCGGUUUCCAACAACCGACAUCGAUCGGAAUUUGUUGGAAUUAUUAUUAUCGCACACUGGAACACGGUCGACCUACUGCUCGCGAGCAUCGCACACACCAUAAUACGCUUGUUGUAUUAAAGAGUCGGACGUUUUCACUUAUAUUAUUAUAAAAUCGAUUAUCGAGUUCGGAACGAAAUUUGUUAAAAUUAUUUUUUAUUUUUUCUAAGAUUUUUCAAUAAUCAAUCGCUUGUGAAAGUUUCGAUUUUGUGCGCUUUCGCGAGGAGUUUUUCCGCAAUCCCUAUUAUCAACGUCAUUGGACGUUUGAAAAUGUGUCCAACGUCCGCAAGGAUUUCCCAUUUUAAGGUUGCCGUGACCACGUGACGAACACAAGAUGCGUCACACCGAGGUGGUGGGUUUAUGGCGGCCGACGGACGCGCCGCCAGGAGGAAAGACUCGUGUAUCCCGAGCCACCGACCAAGGGGCGUCGCACACUUCGCACGCCCACAAGUUUGUCAUCAAGUCCACGGCCAUGAUCCGCCAGUCGAGUCUCACUAGGUUCAUCGUCAACAAGAAGAACAAUACAGGAAACGGUGAGAUUCAAUGGUGUUUCUCACAAGUUAAAGGCACAUUGGAAGACGAUGUUACCGAAGCCGAUUUAAUUUCCUGUGUGGAGUUUAACCACGAUGGGGAAUUAUUGGCAACCGGUGACAAAGGCGGUCGAGUAGUAAUAUUUCAACGGGAUCCAAUGAGUAAAACAUGUAUUCCAAGACGAGGGGACUACACUGUAUACAGUACGUUCCAAAGUCAUGAACCUGAAUUCGAUUAUCUUAAAAGUUUAGAAAUAGAAGAAAAAAUUAAUAAAAUUAGGUGGCUCAGACGUAAAAAUCAAGCUCAUUUUCUAUUGUCUACUAAUGACAAAACCAUAAAAUUGUGGAAAGUGUCUGAAAAAGAUAAGAAAAUUGAAGGAUAUAAUACUAAAGAAGACAGUGGCAUCAUGAGGGAUCCAAUGAAUAUUACUUCCUUGAGGGUUCCAGUGUUAAAGUCAAUGGAAUUAAUGGUUGAAGCUUCUCCUAGAAGAGUAUUCGCCAAUGCUCAUACUUACCAUAUUAACUCAAUCAGUGUAAAUUCUGAUCAAGAGACCUAUUUGUCGGCUGAUGACCUAAGAAUAAAUUUAUGGAAUUUAGAAAUCACUGAUCAAAGUUUCAAUAUUGUUGAUAUUAAGCCGACUAACAUGGAAGAGCUCACAGAAGUCAUAACAGCAGCUGAAUUUCAUCCGCUGGAAUGCAAUUUAUUUGUAUACAGUAGUAGCAAGGGUACAAUUCGUCUAUGUGAUAUGCGGUCUUCAGCAUUGUGUGAUAAACAUGCUAAAUUGUUUGAAGAACAAGAUGAUCCAACAACGAGAAGUUUCUUUUCUGAAAUUAUAUCUAGUAUAUCUGAUGUGAAAAUUUCCAAUUCUGGCCGUUACAUGAUGUCUAGAGAUUAUAUGACUAUUAAGGUUUGGGAUUUACAUAUGGAAACCAAACCGAUUGAAACAUAUCCCGUGCACGAGUACUUGCGACCUAAACUAUGUUCAUUGUAUGAAAAUGAUUGUAUUUUUGAUAAAUUUGAAUGCUGCUGGUCGGGCACUGAUCAAUAUAUUAUGACUGGUGCUUACAAUAAUUUCUUCCGAAUGUUUGAUCGGGCAGCUAAACGAGAUGUCACAUUAGAAGCUUCUAAAGAAAUUGCUAAGCCUAAGACAGUAUUGAAACCUAGAAAAGUGUGUAUAGGAAAUAAACGUAAAAAAGACGAGAUUAGCGUCGAUUGUUUAGACUUUAAUAAGAAAAUUCUUCACACUGCAUGGCAUCCAAAUGAAAAUAUUGUUGCUGUUGCGGCCACCAAUAACUUGUAUUUGUUCCAAGAUAAAUUGUAGCCUUAGCUCUGACUACCGCUUUCAUCGUCUUUAAAUGUCUUGACAAGAGGGAUUCUGAUUGCGGGUUAACAAAA